UGCUUCAAACUCGAAUCCUAAUAAUAGCGGACAUGAUUUGAAGAUUUACCUUGACGGCCAACCACUGAUUAAUGAACUUGUUAAAACACCGUUAUUUUGUCUAAUGGUGUGUCACUUAUGGAGUGAGUGCCUACUGGACAGUGAUACUACUACUCAAACAGAAUUACUGGACAGCGUGAAUGUUUUCUUAGCGCACCAUGCAAACACCCGAUCAAAGUCUAGAGUAAAAAUCACACCCGAUGAGUUAAGGGAGAUAAUAUCUCAAUUAGGCAAAGUUGCCCUUACUGGUCUGCUCGACGAUGCUAAGAAACUAGUCUUCUCGCAUCAUGAUUUCCGUAGAGCUCCCGCAAUCCUUGAUAGGGCAUGUGAGCUUGGUAUAGUAUCCAAGACAACUGUUUCGGUCACAGGCCUUCCUCAGCCCAACGAGACAACUUUCAAUAACAUUGAGUUUUAUCACAAACUCGCUCAGGAACACUCAGCUGGGAAAUAUCUCGCUGCUAAAACAAAGAAAUAUAUGUUACGACUGAAGAUUUCAAAGUUGGACAGACUUCUACAGAAAAUCAAAGCAAACAUCGGUGACUAUGAGAAUCUCAUCCGAUUCGCUGCCGGCACGGAUAAUAAACUUUGUAUACGAAUAAUGGAGGUGCUCCAUUCCAACAGAUUUUUGGAUGAGAGUGAGCGAUAUCGAAUUCUCCUUGACUGCUCAUCAGAGACCAGCGGUACUGAAGGAAAUGUGUUAUCAUUGGUUCAAAGAUGCGUGAAUGCGCAGAGUAUUGUUCUAAAGUCACCGACCGUGUACACUGUCGUUGGGAUGCAAAAUCUUCCGAAGCAACUGAAGCGUGAGGUUACGACACUAAAGUUCGAGGGCUCUACUCUAAGUAUCGACGUGACGAGUGGACUAUGGUCCUGCCUCAGAUCUUUUACUUCACUGAUCCAGCUCAGCAUCUCUGACUCCUCUCUCAGUUUCCCUCCAUCUCCCCCUGAGCUUCCAUCCAUCACAGAGCUUUCAGCCGAAAGAGUGACGUCACAAAGCUAUGAAGGUCUCCUCUCAUCGCUUCCUGGCUUGAAAAGGGUCGAUAUCACUAUCGGAGAUGAAAAGACGGAAAACAUAUCUCAGAUCCAGACUAGUCUACGUCGACAUCUGACGGGACAGGAUCUCACACGCAUCGACCCCCAUUCCUUCCCAUUAGAGGGGAAUGUAUUAAGCAUGUCAAGACAGAAGAUGACAGGACUGGGUUUUCUUAUCACAGAAUGUCAGGCGACAUUGUCCGGAGUUGCUUUCGGACUCGAGGGUGCACUGAUCGAUGUUGUCCAGUCUUCAACGCGUUUAAUGUCAUCUAGUCUGUAUUUUGAACAGUUUUCGAGGACGCUUAAAUCCGAUGAACUAGCAUUAAAUAUUGACACAUUGAAAAUCAAGGAUUGCCAGCUAUCUACUGAGAUGACUGAUAAGUUGUGGUCCUGUCUCAGAUCCUUCACCUCACUGACACAGCUCAGCAUCUCAGAUUCCUCUCUCAGUUUCCAUCCAUCUCAUCCGGAGCUUCUAUCAGUCACAAAGCUUUCAGCCGAGAGAGUGACGUCACAAAGCUUCGAAGGAGUGCUCUCAUCGGUACCUGGUGUGAAAGAUAUCGAUGUCUCUAUCGGGGUUGCAGAGACGAGCAACAUCUUUCAGAUCACCACCGCGUCGACCUCCAGACCUAUUGGUCAGACCGGGAUUACAGAUGACCAGUCCUACGUUCAUAUCAGACUGCACGCCUGGCCAGCACUCACCACAGACAUGAAUAUUGAUUCUGGCGAGUCAAUUGGAGGGCUUAUUAGUCUUCUAUUUCGAGAUCAAACCAAAGACCAACAGCGGCUGCAUGUGUCAGGGAUGAAAGGCAGGGACGAAGAAGCCUUGGUUGACCUGUUUGUCAAGACUAAACAACUAACGUCCUUGAAUUCGGGGAGUGGAUUUGGUUCUCUUAGCGACACAGACGCCAUCCAGAAUACUAGGCUUAAGAUACAGCAGUGCCAGCUAUCUACUGAGAUGACCGAGAAGUUGUGGUCGUACCUCAGAUCCUUCACCUCACUGAACCAGCUCAGCAUUUCGGACUCCUCUCUCAGUUUCCCUCCAUCUCCUCCAGACCUUCCAUCCGUCACAAAGCUUUCAGCGCAGAGAGUGACGUCACAAAGCUAUGAAGGUCUGCUCUCAUCGCUCCGUGGCUUGGAACAGGUCGAUAUCACUAUCGGAGAUGCAAAUACAGAAGACAUAUCUCAGAUCCAGACUAGUCUACAUCGACAUAUGACGGGACAGGAUCUCACAUGCAUCGACCCCCAUUCCUUCCUAUCAGAUGGGAAUGUAUCAAGCAUGCCCCAAAAGAGGAUAAGAGGACUGGGUUUUCUCAUCACAGAAUGUCAGGCGAUAUUGUCCGGAGUAGUUUUCGGACCCAAGGAAACAGUGAUCGAUCUUGUCCAGUCUUCAACGCGUUUAAUGUCAGCUAGCCUGUAUGUAGAACAGUUUUUCUGGUCACUAAACUCCAAUCAAGAUGCAUUGCAUAUUCAAAUGUGGAACAUCAAGGACUGCCAGCUAUCUACCGAGAUGACCAUCAAAUUGUGGUCCUGUCUCGGAGCCUUCAUCUCACUGAACCAUCUCACCAUCUCUGACUCCUCUCUCAGUUUUCCUCCAUCUCCUCCUGAGCUUCCAUUCGUAACAAAGUUAUCAGCUGAGAGAGUGACGUCACAAAGCUACGAAGGUCUGUUCGCAUCGCUUCCUGGCUUGAGAGAUAUUGAUAUCACUAUCGAUGAUGCAGAGAAAGACAUACCUCAGAUCACGGCUGGUCUUCGUCAGACCGAAGGACAGCAGCUCACAACUAUCAGACUUGAAGCACCGUCAUCACUCCCAUCAGAAAAGAAGAGUAUAUCGAGAGAAACGGUGAGAGGAUUGGGUCUUCUGAUUAGAGAACAAACUGAGAACCUGCGGUGUCUAUAUCUGGCCGAGGUGAAGUGUUUGGACGAAGAAGACUUGGUUGAACUUGUCGAGUCGUCAACAUAUUUGAAAGCAUCGGAUAGUCUACAUUUACAGUCUCUUGAUGUUGGAUGUUUCGAAUACGAUAGACAAUCGGGUGUCCAGGUAGAGAAAUGUCGGCUAUCUACUGAGAUGACUGUCAGAAUGUGGUCCUGUCUCAGAUCCUUUAUCUCACUGACCCAUCUCACCAUCUCUGACUCCUCUCUCAGUUUUCCUCCAUCUCCUCCUGAGCUUCCAUCCGUUACUAAAUUAUCAGCUCAGAGAGUGACGACACAAAGCUACGAAGGUCUGCUCGCAUCGCUUCCUGGCUUGAGAGAUAUUGAUAUCACUAUCGAUGAUGCAGAGAGAGACAUACCUCAGAUCACGGCUGGUCUUCGUCGGACCGAAGGACAGCAGCUCACAACUAUCAGACUUGAAGCACCGUCAUCACUCCCAUCAGAAAAGAAGAGUAUAUCGAGAGAGACGGUGAGAGGAUUGGGUCUUCUGAUUAGAGAACAAACUGAGAACCUGCGGUGUCUAUAUCUGGCCGAGGUGAAGUGUUUGGACGAAGAAGACUUGGUUGAACUUGUUGAGUCGUUAACAUAUUUGAAAGCAUCGGAUAGUCUACAUUUACAGUCUCUUGAUGGUGGAUGUUUCGAAUACGAUAGACAAUCAGGUGUCCAGGUAAAGGAAUGUCGGAUUUCUACUGAAAUAACUGCCAGGAUGUGGUCCUGUCUCAGAUCCUUUACCUUACUGAACCAUCUCACCAUCUCAGACUCCUCUCUCAGUUUUCCUCCAUCUCCUCCUGAGCUUCCAUCCGUUACAAAGUUAUCAGCUGAGAGAGUGACGUCACAAAGCUACGAAGGUCUGCUCUCAUCGCUCCCUGGCUUGAGAGAAAUCGAUAUCACUAUCAAUGAAGCAGAAAGAGACAUACCUCAGAUCACGACUUGUCUUCGUCGGACCACAGGGCAGCAGCUCACAACUAUCAGACUUAAAACACAGUCAUCUCUCCCAUCAGAGAUGAAUAGUGUAUCGAGAGAGACGGUGAGAGGAUUGGGUCUUUUGAUCAGAGAACAAAUCAAGAACCUGCGGUGUUUUUAUCUGACCGGGGUGAAGUGCUUGGACGAAGAAGACUUGGUUGAACUUGUCGAGUCGUCAACAUAUUUGAAAGCAUCGGAUAGUCUGCAUUUACAGUCACUUGAUGGUGGAUGUUUCAAAUACGAUAGACAAUCGGGUGUUAAGGUAGAGAAAUGUCGGCUAUCUACAGAGAUGACUGCCAGAAUGUGGUCCUGUCUCAGAUCCAUCACCUCAGUGAACCAACUCACCAUCUCAGAAUCCUCUCUCAGUUUCUCUCCAUCUACCCCUAAGCUUCCAUUGGUUACAAAGCUAUCAGCUAAAAUAAUGACGUCAGAAAGCUAUGAAGGUCUGCACUCAUCGCUCCCUGGCUUGAGAAAAAUUAAUAUCACCAUGGAUGAUGCAGAGAGAGGCAUAUCUCAGAUCACGACUUGUCUUCGUCGGACCGGAGGACAGCAGCUCACAUACAUCGAGCUUACAGCACCGCCAUCAUCACUCCCAUCAGAGAAGAAGAGUGUAUCGAGAGAGACGAUGAGAGGGUUGGGUUUUCUGAUUAGAGAACAAACCAAGAAUCUGCAGGGUCUACACCUGUCUAGGGUGGAGUCUUUGGACGAAGAAGGCUUGGUUGACCUCAUCGAGUUUUGCAGACGGGUUGAGACGAUGUCAGAUAUGUGGUUCUACUUGUGUGGUACUAGAAAGGGCGGCAGAUUGGAAUCUCAUCUCAAAGAUCUUCACACAUCUCCACGCCGCGACCUCAAUGUGCAUGUUUAUCAUGAUGGUAAUGUGGACGAUGACAAGUCUUAUAUCAUUUCUCACAUUGGUUGAGUAUCAGCGAUGACUACACACUACCGGUCAAGCUGACCUGUACCGUUGCUUUAUACCUGACAUACACCAAUAUGCUCGUUGAAGGACCUCAUACAUCAUUUCUUAUAUUGAUUAAGUUACAAUAAUGACUACGAUCAAGCGGAUUUACGUCAAUUUGUUUGAGGGUAUGAUCAUUAUCUAUUUUUUUUUUAAUUGUUAUUUUUUUUAUUUUUUAGUGUCACCCUCAUCAUCAGAAUAAAUCGCAAAAAUGAACGCGCGGUUUUUUUUCUGCAUCUUCCACUUAAACUGUCAAGUUUCGGCUUUUUAUUAAAUAUUAAUUAAUACGAUUUACUCCGAUGAGGUCAAAACAAAAACCGUUAAUUUGUCUGUUUUCAUUGGUUUUACUAUGGUUCAUGAUGUUAACUACCAUAAAUAAAGAUAAAACACUCGUAUAUUACGUAAUGAAUGAAUCAGAAAAGUUUUCAUCAAUGCAUCGGUCAAAUUGAUUAAAUUUUAGAUUUCAUAUUUAAGUCUAUGCAACAGUUCUGCUGUGUAUAUAUCUUAUGCCAUUUUAGUGCAAAUUUAGAUUACUCCUGUGAUUACUCCAGUGAUUUCUUGUCAUAGGUUUAUACGUAAUGAGAUAAAUGCCGGGUAUCCUCUUUAAAUUACGGCACUUUGUCCCUAAACAUAUAUUGAUACGGUUGUAUAAGGCUCUGAUACAGCCACAUAUUACAUAUGACCCUUGAAUUGUAUAUUUUACACUCAAAAGAUGGCUGUACGUGCUAUAACUUUCAAGCCACAUCGUUCUCAUACUAAUGCACUGUUUCAUGACCUCAAAUGGUUGAAUGUUUUUAAAUUGCAUAAAUUAUCUAUUUGUACUUUUGUGUUUGAUUUGAUAAAUGAACGAUUACCUCAUUCCUUAAAACAUUAUUGCAGUAUGAUACAACAUGAAUAUUCCACAAGCCAAAAAACGGGUCGACAACUACGUCUUCCUUUAUUCAAAACAGACCAAGGCAAGUUUUCUGUUUCGUUUGUUGGAAGUAAUUUUUGGAAUAUGCUUCCUAUUGAUCUAAGAAUUGAGAGAUCAAGAAGCUCUUUUUGUAACAAACUUACACAAAUAUUCUUGGGUGAAAACCACGAAUUAUAACCUUGUAAUUAAAUACCGUAGAUGUAUAUAGCAACCAGUCUCGUUUUUUAAAUUGUAAUAUUAUACACAAAUCUUAUUUUUAGGAUUUGGAAACACAUUGUGUAUUUGUCAAUUAACUUUAUUUCAGGUUUUAGAUAACGAGAGUCAGACUCGACUAGCACAUGUGCUAUUUUUACUCUAUUUUACCAUCGAUCACAAACUCAUUGUAAAUAGUCAUUAAAUGUUUUACUCUUGACACUAAAAUUACUUAUAACUGUUUUUUAAUAUUUGUAUAAUGUACAUGUAUAUCGCUGUAGAACAUGUAUUUUUAUAAUUCAUGU
Molecule: messenger RNA, 6325 nt
Organism: Strongylocentrotus purpuratus (purple sea urchin)
Lineage: Eukaryota; Metazoa; Echinodermata; Echinoidea; Camarodonta; Strongylocentrotidae
Exons: 16
Coding region: 104-4879 (1591 amino acids)
Source: RefSeq, a predicted model, not a curated record